AUCCAGCAGCUCUGGGUCGCUUAGCGGCCGAGGAGGCGUCAUCCUUUUCCCCUGCAGGGCUGCAGAGACCAGAAAGCGGCAUUCGCGGCUGUCCACAUCAGAGCGUCUGCUGCCCUCCAGCUGAGCACAGUCUUGACACCCUGAGGACUGGGAUCUGCAACCCCCGCUGGACAGAGGCGAGCUUUUUCACGGAGGGCACCUGUUGCAGAGACUACGAGUGAAAUAAAGGCGCUCACUGGUUUCCCAGCUGUGUAAGAAUCUAAUAACGGGGGAAACUUGGAGAAGGGGGUGUGGUUGAGACCUGAGGCCAUGAGUUUGAUGGAGAUCUUAUUUAUUAACACAAAUCUGUGAGACUUAGACCAUCGCACUCUAUUUUGAGAGCCCAAUAUUGGCUCCAUACACUAUUUCACCAAGAAUUUGAAACAACAGUUGCCCUCGCUCCUGGAGGACUGGCGGGAGGGGAUGGAUGUGGCUCCGAAGAGCACCCUGCUAGCAGGAGAACACCUGCUAGCUCCUGAAGGUCGUAAUUGCCAGACUCCUGCAGGGUAUUUUUGGGGCAGUGGGCAAAUGUACAAUGUAUUCCAGGGUGUUCAGGAAGGUAGCGAGAGCGACUGCAGAUUGCUUCCCUGCAGUCCACUACCUUAUAGACCUUUUUUUUCCUUUUCUUUACAGUCCCUACCGGGAUACAAGGAAGGCAGAACCCGGGAACAUUGCUUUUGGGAUUCCUCCUGCUCAUUAGGCUUUUCUAAAAAGCUUGAGCAUCUUGUUAAAUUCAGAUAGACCGUCAUCGUCUGUCAUGGCUAGCAUCAUUUCACAUGUGGGUAAUAGCUGGCGGCAGAACACAGCCUUGCCGCCUUGGGCCCAUUCCAUGUUGAGGUCCCUGGGGAGGAGUCUUCGUCCUUUAAGGGUCAACAUGGCAGAAAGAAACAUGAAGUUGUUCUCCGGGAGGGUGGUGCCAGCCCAGGGGGAAGAAACCUUUGAAAACUGGCUGAUCCAGAUCAAUGGGGUCCUGCCAGAUUGGAAUAUGUCCGAGGAGGAAAAGCUCAAGCGCUUGAUGAAAACCCUUAGGGGCCCCGCCAGGGAGGUCAUGCGUUUACUCCAGGCGGCCAACCCCAACCUAAGCGUGGCAGAUUUCUUGCGCGCGAUGAAAUUGGUAUUUGGGGAGUCUGAAAGCAGUGUCACUGCCCAUGGUAAAUUUUUUAACACUCUGCAGGCACAAGGGGAGAAAGCCUCCCUUUAUGUGAUCCGUUUAGAGGUGCAGCUCCAGAAUGCUAUUCAGGCAGGGGUCAUAGCUCAGAAAGAUGCAAACCAGACUCGCCUGCAGCAACUCCUUUUAGGGGCUGAGCUGAAUGGGGACCUGCGCUUCAGGCUGAAGCAUCUUCUCAGGAUGUAUGCAAGUGAUCAGGAGCAUCUUCCUAAUUUCCUGGAGUUAAUCAAGAUGAUAAGGGAGGAAGAGGAUUGGGAUGACACUUAUAUGAAACUGAAGCGGCCCAAAAGAUCUGAGCUAAUCAUGGAGAGGACAGCAAGCCCUGUGGCAUUUCAGGGCCUUCAGCUAAUAGUGAUCAGCAGUGCUGACUGCAACGUGAUAGAGAUAGAUGAUACCCUCGAUGACUCAGAUGAGGAUGUGAUCCUGGUGGAGUCUCAGGACCCUCUACUUACCUCCAUGGAUGCCCCUCACCUCAGAGGCAGGGCCAGACCUCAGGAUCAAAUUCUGGUCAUUGAUUCUCCCAACAGUUCCCAGGCUCAAGCUCCUUCCACCAGUGGUGCUUCUGGGUAUAAGAAUGAUGGUCCUGAGGAUAUACGUAGGGCCAGGAAGCAAAAAUACACAAUCCGUUGUUCAUAUUGUGGUGAGGAGGGCCACUCAAAGGAAACCUGUGACAAUGAGAGCAACAAGGCCCAGGUAUUUGAGAAUCUGAUCAUCACCCUGCAGGAGCUGACACGUACAGAGGAGGAGGGAUCAAGAGAGGUCCCUGGCGAACACAGUGACCCCUCUGAACCACAGUAAGGUGCUAGACCCAGGCCUAAGUGAACCCUUAACUGUAUUCAGAGACUAGCGAUGGGAACAACGGCGGUAUGUGUUGGGGGGGUGCGGUGACAGAAGGCUUCUUUCUAUCUGCAUGAAUUAAUCCACAAAGUGGCUUUCUUUGGGGAAGGAGAGGUCCUGGAUACCAGCAAAGUGGAGGUGAUCACCUGACCUGUCCCUGCUCCCUCCUCCAUCUGCAUAAGGGUCUAUUUUCUGUAUGUGUCUAUUUCCUUGAUGACUUUAUUCUUUUUAUGAAAGGAGUAUAACUCUUUGUUAAACCUUCAAAAAUGAAGGAAAAUACAAAAACGAAAGUACAAAUUACCUGAAACUCUCUACCCGUAUACAACCAUUAUCAGCCUUUUGAUGAAUGUCCUUCUGGAUAUUUCCCUAUACCUGUGAAUCCAGAUAGAUAUAUGUAUAGAUAAAAGUGAUCAAAUAUAGCUGCUGUUCUAUACUGUGUAUUUUUUCACCAGACAAUAUAUGCUGCGGACUUCUAUGUCAAUGAAUAUAUAUAAGCAUCAAGUUUAAUGUCUCUGUGUGUGAUAUUACUUUUAGGAAUAUAAAAGAAAAAUAAACAAGAAAACUAAAUAUGGAAGCUAUAAUGGAGGGAGAUCAUACUGCAAAGUGGACUUUUUAUGCACCUCAUUUACAGAUGAGGAAAAGGGAAGCUGAAAUGGGCUGAAUAUCUCCCAAAGAGCCCUUUAUCAAACCUGACCUGUCUCCUCGAUCAGAGUCAAAUCUGCACCCACUGUUGCAUGGGCUGGUGUGGGGCACAAGACAAAAGAUAAGGCACAAGAAAACUUUUGAAGGCAAUAGAUAUUUUUUUUUUUUUUGCUUGUGGUGAUGGUUUCACAGGGGUAUGCAUGUGUCAAAAGUUAUACAUUUUUUGAAUACACUUUAAAUAUGCGCUGUUUGUUUUGUCAAUUAUAUCACAAUAAAGCUGUUGAAAAUUUUUUGAAAAGUCUG
Diceros bicornis minor is the source of this 2989-nucleotide messenger RNA. It is a transcript of the gene ZCCHC18, whose product is annotated as zinc finger CCHC-type containing 18. NCBI's taxonomy places the organism in Eukaryota, Metazoa, Chordata, Mammalia, Perissodactyla, Rhinocerotidae. Gene Ontology annotation, cellular component: nucleus. The transcript has 2 exons. The coding region runs from base 797 to 2005 and encodes 402 amino acids. The record is from RefSeq and is a predicted model, not a curated record.